CUUGCCUCUCGGCCCGACGCCCGUCCAAUAAUCGUUGUCACAAUAACGCAUCACCCUCGUUUGGAUUAACUUUGUUUGCGUAUUGUUAUUCGCGACCUCACUUGACACAAAUAACACCCGUCACGCACCGACAUCCGAACCGCAGAUUGUACCUACUAUACGAAAGUGUUAGUGUUGUGUGCGAACUCGAUUGCAGGAAAACACCAACUAGCCCGAUCUCUUAACAUAUUUACGAAUAAUAAUCUUGUUUUGAAUUCGGUGCAAUCACGUUACCUACUGAAACCUAAACUGAAACAAUGAAAAUUGAAGGACGCAUUCAUGACAGACGAAUCGCGAUCGUACGGCUACGUCAGAGCAACUGGAAUAGAUCAACGAACCUCGGGCGUGAAAUUAAAGGAUAAACAAAUGAAAACCGUUUCGGGUGCGAUUAUAAUGUGGCAGCAGUCCGCAUCAGGAGGUGUCAAGCAGCAGACACUGGCGGCGGCGUGACCCGGCGUCGCGACUCGGCCGCGGCGCAUCGUCCGAACUGGGGCAUAUCAAUAAGCGUGUCCCAGUUACCUGGAUUUAGUGCGGAGCGAGUGCCGCGGUGCAUUUCGGCGGAGGGCGUCGGGCAGCAUGUCGGGCAAGUCGUGCGCGUCGGGCAGCAUGCGCUCGUGCGCGGGCUCGGCGCGGCUGGGCACCGGCCACGAGGUGGUGCUGGACGCGCUGUACGAGCGCAAGCGCGACAAGAAGAGCGUGCGGGUGCUCACCGUCAUCAUUUACGUGUUCUGCGUGUCGUUGGCCGCUAUCAUGCUCUCGCUGUACUACGUGUUCUUCUGGGAGCCCAAGGACGCGCAAUACGCGCAACGCAAGGUGGCACACACUGUAGAGAAGCAAACCAGCACAACACCAAUGCCCACAUGCUUUAUGCCCUACACCGGAGGAGGCAAUACCACAGUGAGUGAAAAUGCUACAGAACAAACAAUAGUCAACAUCACCGAGGGUUACUCAAACGGGUCCGAAUUCAGCGAGUCCCCAUCGUCAGGAAGCGACAUCUUAGAGGCCGGUAACGCUUCAACGCCCAAUUACUUCGACUCGACUGAGGGUGACGUAGGCGGCGACAACGGCGACAUUACAUGACCCUCGAACAAAACGCUAAAAGUAAUUAUAUGCAAUUCCAAAAAAACGUAGCAAAUAUCGUGAUGCGUACGGUCAAAAACUUAAGACUUAAUACCCUAAAAACUUAUUGAUAAACUGAAACAGAAACACCAAUCAAGUUACAAUCGUAUCUUGUUAGAUUAAAAAGUAUAUAAAGUUUUAUAUCUAAUUACAUAAUUGCGCUAAAUUAAUAACAUAGGCUUAAAUCCAUCGCGUGUAGUGAAUUAGGUAGGUAAUCUACUUAUUCUUGGUCUAAACAUAUCUUUGUGACUAGAGUAAGCAGUUCCUACCAUGAAGUAGGUACGUAGGCCUUUCCUUGGCGUUAAAUAAAGCUUAGAUCACUAUUUUAUUAAUAAGGGGGUUUAUGUUAAUACGGGAACUAUCAAAGUCUAAGAAACUCAUCUGUAGGUAUCCAUCCUGAGCACACUAACUAAUGCAGGUAUUUUUUUCCUGAACAGCUGAACAGCGGUAGUGAAUGGUAGGGUGGUGCUAGGGUGUGUUUAUGUUACGUCGAACGUGACGCGAGAUAUCACCUCUCUAGCAUCGCCUCGCCUCGCUAGAGUACUCCACCACUACCGCUGGUACCUAACUACUCAGUAAUGCGCUAUGCCUUGGACAAGAUCAUUUUCGCCACCAACCUACCUACUCCCACAAUGGAUUUUGAGUUCUGUAUUUAACUUAUUCAUUCUUACAACAUGUAUAGUAUUCAAUCUGUGGUAUAGGUAUACCAUCUCACACACCGACAAAGAAACUAGUUAACUUAACGGCCUUAAUGUACGUAAACUUAUCCAUGAAACACCUCCCAGCUCAGAUCAUAGUCAUACUUAAAAUUACUAUUAUAGGUACUUAUUAUUUAUUAAAAUUAAUAAGAUCAAUGGGUUUGAUAAAAAAAAAUAGAUUGAAGUAACUUAGGUAGGUACCUAGUUUUAGUUAAAGCAUAAGUAAUAACGAUAUCGAAUCGUUGUAAAAUCGUAAGUAACUUUACGCAGCUCAGGACCUAAAAGCUUAUUUUUAACCACCUACGCUAUGAGUAGGCAGAUUCUAGUUAGAUCUAGAUAAUAUGUAAGCUUUCUGUAAGUAAAUAUGAAACUUAGAAAUUAACGCAACAUAUUAUUUAAGUAAAUAACAUAUUAAUUAAUAAGUAUAGUACCUACCUAUGUAAUAAAAAAUAUACAAUAUUUAUUUAUUUAAUGGAGCGUAAUAUUACUUCGGUAUAAUUUUAUCUGUGGUAUAAUGAAGAAACUAUAAAUGCAGCUGGCGCACAAAGCUAACUGCUGUUACUGUAUCGUCCUUGCUAAUAAAAAAUGUGUGUCCACGAAUUAUUAUGUCAUUGUCAUCACAGUAGAGUGGAGUGCUUUUAAUGUCGAGCGCAUAAUCUCUGCAUUUGAAUGGUACUUUACGAUAAUUUGUUUGGUACUUAAGUCCACCUGCUUGUUACGAAAAUAGGUUAUGCAUUUUUUCUGUAUCGCAGAAGAAUAACUCAACUUCUAUUCAAAUAAGUAUGAAGAUAUGUAUGUAUAAUGCUGUUUCCCUUAGAGAGGUUACUAAUCUUUUUUGCUGUUCUCAAACCAUAAAAUAUUUCAUGUUAUUCACCGUGUAACGAAUUAAACAAAUGUGUUUUUUUAUUUAUAGACUUAGUUAAGUUCAGUGUUAAGAGAUAAAUAAUCUUAAUAAUAAAAUUAUUAAGCUUAUUUCAGCUAUUUCUUUUACUAUUACGAUUAUGUAAAUUGAAUGUUGAUUAUGAAAGUGUGUAGAGUGCAUAGUUAUUAGUCGAGGCGGAGUUGCAGCCCUAGCCGUUUAUCAACAUACUUAUGAGGGUGUAGAAAUAAAAGGAAUAACAAACUAGCGGUAUUCUUAUUGUUGUACUACAGACAGAGAUAAUAUUAAAAUUGUUUUUCUACAA
This is a messenger RNA of Ostrinia nubilalis (European corn borer), 3040 nucleotides long. It is a transcript of the gene inaF-D, whose product is annotated as putative transmembrane protein INAFM2. The transcript is spliced from 2 exons. The record is from RefSeq and is a predicted model, not a curated record. NCBI's taxonomy places the organism in Eukaryota, Metazoa, Arthropoda, Insecta, Lepidoptera, Crambidae. Bases 616 to 1119 code for a protein of 167 amino acids.